Molecule: messenger RNA, 2017 nt
Organism: Limanda limanda (common dab)
Lineage: Eukaryota; Metazoa; Chordata; Actinopteri; Pleuronectiformes; Pleuronectidae
Gene: mcoln3b
Product: mucolipin TRP cation channel 3b
Exons: 14
Coding region: 116-1780 (554 amino acids)
Cellular component (GO): plasma membrane; lysosomal membrane
Molecular function (GO): NAADP-sensitive calcium-release channel activity
Source: RefSeq, a predicted model, not a curated record
ACGUCAGAACCGUCCAGGGUCCGAGCGGAAUGUGAGUGCACAGACUUCCGGGGACUUCCGGGACUCGACAGGUGAAUCCAAUCCGAGAGGGGUCCAGUCCAGCAGCUGUGCAGAUAUGGAGGACUCCGCUGACUUGUAUGAUGUUCAUAUAACAAAUUCCCCCCCCGCUUGGGAAGAGCACCAGUGUCUGGAGGAGCUGGACAACGUGGAGUGUCUCAGAAGGAAGAUCAAAUUCUUCUUCAUGAACCCCUGUGAGAAGUAUCAUGCUCGUGGACGGAAACCGUGGAAGCUCGUACUCCAGAUCAUUAAAAUUGCUGUUAUUACCAUCCAGUUGGUGUCUUUUGGGCUCAGUAACCAGAUGGUUGUCACAUUCAAGGAGGAGAAUCUGAUGACUUUCAAGCACCUUUUCCUAAAAGACUACGUUGAUGGCGGCAUGGCUUCGUACGCCGUCUACAGACAAGAGGACGUGUAUGACCGCAUUGAUUUCAUCCUGAAGCAAUAUGGACAUCUGCACAACAUCACAGCAGGAAAUCACGAUUAUGACAAAGAUGGCAGCGUGUACACUCCGCUGUCCCUGUGUCAGGAGUACUACAGAAACGUCUCCAUCUACCCUGGGAAUGACACGUUUGAAAUUGAUGCCCAUGUGCAAACUGAUUGCCUGGAAAUAUAUCCGAUGUAUCACCUAUCAUCAGGGGAAGCGCUUCCAAAUUUUGAAUUGCAUUUUAGAAGGAUGCUCUCUGUCAAGAUCACUUUUGUUCUCAAGGCCAUAAACUUACAGACUGUGAGACAUCGAGAACUGCCCGACUGCUACGACUUCACCGUGAUCAUCACUUUCAACAACGAAGCUCACAGCGGCAGGAUAAAGAUUGACCUGGAAAAUGAUGUUGACAUCAACGAAUGCAGAGAAUGGAAAGUAACUGGAGCAUCUGCUAGGAGCAUUUACCUGACUGUGCUGUUUGACUGCCUCAUCAUUAUGACGUGCGUCACCUCCUUCGCACUCUGCACUCGCUCGGUGAUCAACGGGAUUCAGCUGCAGCUGGAGUACUCGUCGUACUGCAAUCAAAACCUCCCAAUGUCGGACAGGUUGGAGUUUGUGAACGGUUGGUACAUCCUGAUCAUUGUCAGCGACACACUGACCAUCAUUGGCUCCAUUCUGAAGAUAGAGAUCCAGACCAAGGCCCUCACAAGCUAUGAUGUUUGCAGCAUCCUUCUCGGCACAGGCACCAUGUUCGUCUGGAUCGGGGUCAUCCGCUACAUGGGCUACUUCAGGAAGUACAAUAUCCUCAUCCUGACGCUCAGGGCAGCUUUCCCAAACGUGAUCCGGUUCAUCUGCUGCGCUGGAAUCAUCUACCUCAGUUACUGUUUGUGUGGCUGGAUCGUCCUUGGACCAUAUCACGAGAAGUUCCGGACCUUAAACACCGUGUCGGAGUGUCUGUUCUCUCUGAUCAACGGAGACGACAUGUUUCCCACCUUCAUGAUGAUGAGGCAGAAGAGCAGCCUGGUGUGGAUCUACAGCCGAGUCUACCUCUACACCUUCGUCUCCCUCUUCAUCUACAUGAUCCUCAGCCUGUUCAUUACCAUCAUCACAGACACCUACGACACAAUCAAGCAACAGCAGCAGAGUGGAAUCCCGACAUCUGAGCUGCAGAGGUUCUUGUCAGUGUGUAAAGAUUUGCCGAGCUCUGGCGUCUUCAGAAUCAACAAGAAAAACGACUGCUUCUUCAACUGCUGCAUCAACAGGUGCAGGAAGCAUCAGGAGAGGCUGACGUCAGAGGCGUAGAUGGAUCUUUUAAUGUGAAGAUACUGAAAUGACUGAAUAAAUAACCUUAGAACUAAUGUGUACUGAGGAAGUCUUAAAUAUUUCUGCUCCAGGUUUGUUCAGUUGAAUAUUUUGAUGAUCAUAUGAUGCAGUGAUGUGGAGAAGACUUUGUAAAUACACUUAUUUAUACCGAUAUGAAAAAAAGAUUAAUGGUGAAAUUGAUAAAGUAUGAAAAUGUUGUACGCUGAACCCAAUGAA